This is a messenger RNA of Coniophora puteana RWD-64-598 SS2, 1080 nucleotides long. RefSeq lists its product as uncharacterized. Lineage: Eukaryota; Fungi; Basidiomycota; Agaricomycetes; Boletales; Coniophoraceae. The transcript is spliced from 6 exons. The record is from RefSeq and is a predicted model, not a curated record. The coding region runs from base 66 to 974 and encodes 302 amino acids.
CUUGAACACAUCCCCUAAGUAUCCUCGUCGCUCAACACCAUCCCCUCAGCGCGUGCGCUCUCGCUAUGCGCGUGAAAGAGUACUCCGCAUCUGUUUUUGUCGAUGGAAAGGCUCUUGACGAGCUCGACGUGAGUGUGGACGAGGCGAGGCAUACUGCUACGUGCUACAUUCCGUCCCAGGCUGGAAAGAAGUUUAUGGUCGAAUGGAGAUGCUUGUCGAAGUCUCGGACGCAUUGGAGCUCUGGUAGGGUAGGGGUCGAUGGCGUGUGGUGUAAAGGCAAGGUGAUUAGGUCCGCGCGGUCCGGGCAAGAAGACUCAGCCAGGCGUUCGUACUUUACCGUGGACAAGACGACCACAAGAGAUUUUAUGUUCUCGAACAUUAAUCUUACCGACGACGAAACAUAUCUUCACGUCCCUGACCUGGACAAACUCGGCGGGAUCACGCUCGACAUCGUACGAGGCGUGCCCGAAACUCACUAUAGCUCUCCUGAGCACAGGCGGUCCGUCAAAGACUCGAGAACCAUGCAUGAGAGAGCGAAGAAAGCGCUAGUGCAUUGUGUUGGUUUCGGAAGAGAGAAGAAGCGUCCAAUCCCCAGCGCAAGGACCCACAAAGUGCGCCCCACACGAUCAACGCUUCAUUUCAUAUUUAAAUAUCGUCCUCUGGCUGUCCUUCAAGCCCAGGGCAUCGCCUCUCUACCAGUCCCGCAACGCGCUCCUAUCAAGCGCUCAGAAACUAUUGAUGACGACGUCAUUAUCAUUGACGACGGGCCGGAGAAUCCCGCGGCGUUUAAUGCGAACAUACACGCGCUUGAGAAGAGAAAAUUGAACCGACUUCGCGCACGACAAGCCGCCUCGAACAGGACCCCCGUCAAAUCGGAACCGGGUGCACCUCCCGCGAAACGCCGAGUGAAACGCGAGCCCGACGGCAGUCGUUCUGGCCAAGCUACGGAGGUCAUCAUCAUUGACUCAGACUAAGCUUGAAGGCAGCUGCAUUCUAAACAGCCAUCCGAUCGUUAGGCACUUCAAUAUAGUUCUACAUACUAGUCAAACCAUAUCGCAUCGCUUUUGUACUUAAUACCCC